Messenger RNA from Exophiala viscosa, 1053 nucleotides. RefSeq names its product dihydroorotate oxidase. The record is from RefSeq and is a predicted model, not a curated record. Gene Ontology annotation, molecular function: dihydroorotate dehydrogenase activity. Gene Ontology annotation, biological process: 'de novo' pyrimidine nucleobase biosynthetic process; pyrimidine nucleotide biosynthetic process. The coding region runs from base 1 to 1053 and encodes 350 amino acids. Gene Ontology annotation, cellular component: cytoplasm. The transcript has a single exon. Lineage: Eukaryota; Fungi; Ascomycota; Eurotiomycetes; Chaetothyriales; Herpotrichiellaceae.
AUGGCGUCCAAGCUAAAGAUCGACCCGCCCCUUCUCAACUCAGCUUGCCCAUGGGCCACGACCCUCGAGGAUAUCAAAGCUCUUUACGACUCUCCACACACCGGCGCCGUGACCAUCCGCACCAGUCUCCUCGAGGGCUUCUCCCACGACGACUCGAUCCACCAAUACCUCUUCUUCACACCAGGCAAGACCGUCCCCUCCAAAACACCCAAGGGCGAAGACUCGAAACCGACCUCAAAAUCAGCACCAUCCGAACCAGUAUCCACGCUCAACACACUAGGCUACUCACCACUCACGUUGUCGGAGUACCUAGGCAUCAUCAACGAGAUCGUCGGCCAACGACACCUCGGCACCGAUACGCCCACCAAAAAGCCCUUUAUCCUCAGCGUGGCCGGUACGCCUGACGAAAUCGCCAUGGCCUACGCCCUGAUCACCAACGCCGCCGAAAUGGACGAGGACCUCCGCCUCGCAAUGGAAGUCAACCUGUCGUGCCCGAACCUCAAAGACGCCCCACCCCCAGCAUACGACCCCGCCCAACUCGCCGAGUACAUGGAAGCCAUUAGCGACUCCAAAUCCACGUAUCGAGGACGCAUGGCUGGACCCGAGUCCGUGCCCAAAGUCGGCGUCAAGCUUCCUCCGUACACGUACUUGUCACAAUUCGAAAACGUCGUCGCAGCCAUGCGCAAAGCCAUUUCCACGGAGCCCGGCGAAGGCUGCGUGCUCGACUUCAUCACCUGUACCAACACGCUGGGCUCGUCCUUGCUGCUCGAUUCGGACCUGAACCCAGUCCUGAGCAGUGAAUCCGGCACGGGCAUAGGUGGCCUGGCCGGCGCGGCUCUUCACCCUUUGGCUCUCGGCAACGUCGCCACCUUUCGUCGCCUGCUGGACCAGCAUGAUGAGACAAAGGGCGUGGCAAUCAUUGGUGUAGGCGGUGUCGAGGAUAAGGCUGGCUUCGAGAGGAUGCGGAAGGUGGGUGCCCAGGCUGUUGCUUGUGCUAGCGCCCUAGGACGAUAUGGUGUGGUCGUGUUUGAGAGGAUCACAAAGGGAGACUGA